Molecule: messenger RNA, 4216 nt
Organism: Salvia hispanica
Lineage: Eukaryota; Viridiplantae; Streptophyta; Magnoliopsida; Lamiales; Lamiaceae
Source: RefSeq, a predicted model, not a curated record
CCUUCAUUCGUGAAUAAACAUUGUUAACCAAGUUUGAUCAAAUUUUUAUUGAAACAAAAACGGAAUAGAUAUUUUCAUAUCUCAUUUGGCUGUCAAAAGACAAAACAAAAUUAAAAACAAAAAGAAGUUGUCGGCAGGAAUUGAAACAAAAGAAAAUGAAAAAGAAAAGCAUUUGUAGAAUGAAAGGCUCUGAACUCAUCGUACAUCACUUCUUAUCCUUUUAGAUCUCACUUUCUCUUCUCUCACUACACCAAUAAUUCAUCUGCAUUUCCAAACCCUAACCUUUCUCUCUGAAAAAGUUAUCAUCAGCUGAAAGAAUGGAGGGAGAAGCUGUGGCCGCCGUCCUUCAAGUUGUUGUUCAAAAUCUGAUCGACCAAUCCAAGAAAGAGUUCUCACUUGUCCAAGGGCUCAACAAAGAAGCAGGAAAGUUAACUGAGCGUUUGGGUACCCUCCAGCAAUUCUUGAAGGAUGCAGAGAUGCGUACCAUUCCCGGUGGAUCUGUCAAAAGGUGGCUCAACAAGCUUGAAAACGUGGCGUUCGAUGCCGACAAUGUUUUGGAUGAGGUCAGCUAUCAUCACCUCUGCAAACAAAUCAAGCCCAUCAUACCCAUGAAACAAAAGGUACUCUCAUGCUUCUCACCAUGCGUUAAUUUUUCACGUUCCCGAAGUAUGGCUCUUAGGAUCCAAGAAAUUAAUGAGGAUUUGGAGGUCAUUAACAAAGAGGCUGCUGACCUAGGCCUCACACAGAUGCUUGCCACCAAUGUGCCCACUUUGCCUGAUGCUGCUCGUGAAACAGCCUCAUCCACUCUUGAUCCAAUUUUUAUUGGAAGAGAUAAGGUCAUGUCAAAAAUAGUUAAAAAGCUUACCGAUUGUAUCACGUCUGAUGAAUGUGUUUCUGUCCAUGCCAUUGUGGGAAUGGGAGGAUUGGGGAAGACAACUUUGACUAGGAAAGUCUUUCAUCUUUUACAAGAAAAGAAACUGUUUGGAUCACAUAUUUGGGUGCAUGUUUCUCAAAUUUUUGAACCAACUGCUCUUCUCAAGAAAAUUCUCAAAGAGUUGGCUCCUCAAAAGGUUGAAGCUGAGAUGAGUAAGCAAGAUAUUACGAAAAUACUGAAAGAAGUUUUGAAAGAUAAAACUUAUCUACUGAUUCUUGAUGAUACUUGGAAUGAAGAUAUUCCCAAAUGGGAAGAAGGUUUCUUCAAUUCCUUGUUGGGUGCUACUUCUACUAUGGGUAAUGCGAUUGUUGUUACCACAAGAAAGAAGAAGGUUGCUUCAACUGUUAGGUCACUUCCUACACAUGAGCUUGAAGGAUUAUCAAACAAAGAAUGCUGGGCAAUAAUCAAAGAGAAAACCUUUGAAAAGGAGGAUGUUCCUUUGGGAUUUGAGGCCAUUGGGAUGGAGAUUGCAGAAAAAUGUCAAGGUUUGCCUUUAGCUGCCAUGGUAGUUGGUGGAGUACUACGCGAUAAAAAAUCUGAAGAAGAAUGGUGCUUGAUCAAAGAGAAUUGGCUUUCACAAGAUGAAGGAAAUUAUAUCACAAAGAUAUUGAAGUUGAGCUUUGAUAAUUUGUCUCUACCAUCACUCAAGAAGUGUUUUGCAUAUUGUUCGAUUUUUCCGAAAGGUCAUAGAAUUAAAAGGCAGAUAUUGAUUGAGUAUUGGAUGGCAGAAGGAUUUCUCGUAGGCAACGACAUGGAAUCUGUGGGAGACAACUUUAUCAAUGUUCUUCUACACAACUCUUUACUGCAAAUUGCAAAAAGAGAUGAUUAUGGAAAUGUGAAAAGUUGUGUGAUGCACGAUCUUGUGCAUGAUCUUGCAUCUUCUGUUUUAGCCGGUUCUCAUAAUGCAGAUGGCAUAUCCCCAGUUCGAUACAUGAGUCUUGAAGAAAAUUCAAUUGAUGUCCUAAAACAAAAUGCAAAAUAUUUGCGGACUCUAUUAUCCAUGGAUCAUAGCAUCAUGUUCUCAGACUUUCAAAGUGUUCGUGUUUUAACUUUGGGAAGUGGUACAGUUGAGGAGUUGCCAAGUUCAAUCAUGAAGUUGAUACAUUUGAGAGUUCUUGAUAUUAACAAAUCGAGUAUUAAAUAUCUUUCGGAUUGGAUUGGUAAACUCAUUCACUUGCAAACAUUGAGAGCAGAGAAUCGUUAUUUUGAGAAACUUCCAAGUACUUUGAAGUACUUGACUAAUUUAAGGCAUCUUCAUAUUCGUGGUAAUGUAGAGUUGCCUGCUGAGAUUGGGAGAUUAACUUCUCUCCAAACACUGAAGUAUUUUGAAGUUGGUGACAAAGAUGGAAGGAAAAUCGAAGAGCUCGGAAGUUUGAAUGAUCUAAAAGGAAAGCUGGAAAUUUCAAAGCUUGAAAGGGUUGAUAACAAGGAAGAGGCUGAGAAAGCAAGACUAUCUGCCAAGUCAAAAUUAUUGCAGUUGCAUUUGAUAUGGGUGAAAAUAGAGAAGGUGAAAUUACAAGUGAUGAGAAUGUGUUGGAAGGGCUUCAACCUCACACAAAUUUGAAGAAGUUAUGGAUUGAAGGAUACAAGGGAAAACGAUUUCCAUUAUGGACUCGAAAGAUGGAAGUUGAAAAAGUGGGUGAAAUCUCUUGUGUACCACUUAACAAUUUGACUGAGAUAUAUCUCGUAUACUGCUAUAAAUGUGAAGAAAUCCCAAUGUUUGGGCAGUUGCCAAAUCUCGUGACGCUUUGUUUGGAAGAAUGGGCUAAUUUGAAGUCAAUAAGUUCUUCAUUCUAUGGAUUAGAGAAAGGGGAGACACGUAUUGUUUUUCCAGCUCUCAAAAUACUCGAAUUGGCGUCAAUGGAUGAGCUAACAGAGUGGGCAGAAGUAGAAUCAAGUGACGUCAAGGUAUUUCCUCAGCUCCAACGCUUGGAUAUAAAGAAGUGCCCCAAAUUGAAAGGAUUUCCACGUGAAAUGAUAGGAUCCUCGCUCGAGAAUCUGGUGUUGGACAGUAUGAGUAGCCUAGAGAAUCUACCUGGAAUAAUUGACUGCCUCAGUUUGAUGGAGUUGAAUAUAAAGAAGUGUUCAAAUUUGAAGGAGUUGAUUAUAAAGGAGUGUCCGAAUUUGAAGGAGUUGAAUAUAGAGAAGUGUCAAAAUUUGAAGGAGUUGAUUAUAAAAGGGUGUCCAAAUCUGAAGGAGUUGAAUAUAAAGGAGUGUCAAAAUUUGAAGGAGUUGAUUACAAAGGAGUGUCCAAAUUUGAAGGAGUUAGAUAUAUAUGUGUGUCCAGAUCUGAAGGAGUUGAUUAUAAAGGAGUGCCUCGAAAGCUUGAAGAUUAGGGGAUGCAAUGCUUUGCUGUAUAUUCCAUGUCAAAUGAUAGGAUCCCUGCUCAAGACUCUGUUUUUGGUGAAUAUAAGUAGCCUAAAGAAUCUACCUGAAAUAAUUGAGUGCCUCCGAAAAUCGCCCCAUCUAAAACAUUUGAUAAUUUGGUGUGCUCCUCAAUUCAUGCCCACUUGUUUAGUUGAUAUCCUACCUUCUUUUAAUAGCUUAGAAGGGUUGGUAUUAGAUGCAAGUAUGGGGGGAUCAAUUGAGAGUGUUGAUGCCUUAUUGCAAGCAUGCAGAAGCAGCUCCCACUCACUUACACAUUUAACAGUGAAGGGGAUCAGAGGUAGUACUUGGGUAAAUCUGGUAGAAUCACUUCAACAUCUCACUGCUCUUAUUUACUUGAACUUGGAGACUAUUGGAACGGAAAGCUUACCUCAAUGGUUAAAGAGUAUGAAUGCAAGGCGUCGCACAGAUGACAACGGUUUGUAUAUCGAGAUUAACGGAGAAGAAAUAAAUAUACCGUUGCCAGAACUACGUACAUUGCUGGAUUCGGGUAACCCUGCAGAAGAAGCUGAAGUUGAAGCUAAAGAUGAAGAAGCUGAAGCUAAAGAAGAAGAAAGUAAAAGGGGAAAGGAUUUGUGUUUGAGUUUGAGGUGCUUCCAAAGAGCGAGGAGGUGAAGAAGGAAUCAUUAUGCAUCAAACAUUUCUUCAAAUUCACACUGGUUUGGCUGAAGAAGGUGAAGCAGAGGAUUGUUUAAAGAGCAGUGUGGAAUUUGCAUACCAAGAAAGUUUGACGGCUGUACUCAUUUUAUCCCUGGUGUUAUUGCAUGACAGUUUGGAUUGAUUUUGUUGUUGUGUUUUAUCGAACAAGAUCCUAUGUUUUGUAGUUAUGUCUGACUAUUAGAUUAUUGUCACUUAUAUUUGGUGAUGGAUUCAUGGUUUUCAUUUGUUUUCUUUUAA